CAAAUUUUAUUAAUGCUCUACUCUUUGGAAGAUUAUGAUAAUAUUCAAAAGGUUCUGUGGAUACGAGUGGAGGGGAAGAAAAUUAGUUGCAGAGCUACCACCGAGUCCAGAAUCAUCCAUCAUCUUUGCCGAUCUGAUCCAAAAUCCUUGUCGUCCUCCAUUGUCAUCUUUCUUCUGAGUUCUUCAAUUCCAUUGCAAUGCAUUUUCAUCUCCACAGCCACCACCAGCUCUACGGACAGAGCUCCAAUGGGUAACCCUUCAAUCUCUCUCAGAUUCACCAUUUUCCUCUCCCUCUCUCUCUCCGUCACCCCCUUCGCUCUCUCUCCCAAUUACCACAAACGAUCCUCUCCUCCGCCAUCGCAAUCGCCGAUUCCCAGAGCUACGCCCUCGGAUUUGCUCAAUCUUCUCGGUUCUAAACCCCAAGCUUCCGCCGUCAACCCUAGCGUAGCGCAGGAACUAAAAUCUUGCCUCAAAUUCCUCGUUCCCUUCCAUCCAAGCUCCAGGAGACGGAGCUUGAGGUCGAACAGAUUCAGUGGCCGGAUUAGGAGUCGGAGAGACGAGGAUGAGCUCGUGUGGUGGCCGCCGGAGUCGGUUCUCGAACUCGCUCGGCUUGCUGUUGACUCUGGUGGAGACCCUGGGGCUAUCCAUCGCGCCCUUGAUCCGGCUGUGAUCCCUAUACCCAGCAUUGACGGAUCAAAAAGACACAAAUGCGAGCUCACAAGAACACCAUAUGGGAGACGCUUCAUAAGUGAGGAACUAAAUUCAUACCUUCAGUUUCUGUUUGAGAUCAUUGUUGCUCGAUCUGCUGCAAUGGGAUUAAACAUUACAUUGGAUCGCUUCGAUUUUUUUCACGGUCAUCUUUUUAUUGCCUUCGACAACAACAGGCUCGGUAUUCUGUUUCAUGCCAAAGAAUUCCCAGCUUAUGAUGAAAAGGUUUUUCCAUACAACAUGGGUUACUGUCAAAUAGGAUCUAAUGUAGCCUAUGAUGAUUCAAUAAACUUGAGAAAUAUUCUCUGGUUGGCACCAAUGCCCAGCAAUUCUACCAAGGACUGGGAGGCACCAGGGGUUCUUGUGGUGCUGGAUGCUCAUCCAGAUGGAAUUAUAUACAGAGAUAUCAUACCUGAAUAUGUACAUGUAGCAAGAACUAUCUAUGAAGAUGAUCUCGGGGAGACUGUGGUUGAUGUCAACUACUUGGACACUGGCAAUCCUUUGCCAAAUUUCCAAAUCUUCAUAUGCUAAUUAUGAUGAUACCAUGAUUCUAAUUUGUCAAGAUAGAAGAAUCAAUUUGAAACCAUCAUGUUUUAAUUAUGUACUUUUUUUUCUAUCUAUUCCUUUUCAUUUUCUUGAACUAUAGAGUCCUUUUUACGUCUCCGUUUCGUAUGGUGACAUGGGGGCAAAAAUAGAGAAAAGAGAAGGAUGAGAUUUCUUUCGCUUUUGGUA
Messenger RNA from Momordica charantia (bitter melon), 1440 nucleotides. Its product is annotated as T-box protein. The record is from RefSeq and is a predicted model, not a curated record. Lineage: Eukaryota; Viridiplantae; Streptophyta; Magnoliopsida; Cucurbitales; Cucurbitaceae.